AUGGCCUCCGCGCUUGAAUGCUGGUCCACCCGCGGUUCCGGCGGCUGCACCGACGACGAUUUCGUUGACGACCAAAUCCUCAUGUGCUCCGACGACAGGUCUGAGUCACUCACCGCUGCUUCUCGUUUCGAUCAGACCUCCUCCGGUAUGCAGAAACGGUUUCAGCGACUCGGUCGCAAUGUCUCCGACGCGAUCUCCUCUCUCAAAAACUCUCUGAGCCUCGAUUCGAUUCGGGACAAUGACCAGAAUGCAACCACCGGAGGAGGCAGGAAGCUCGUUUGGGCUACUGUUGUGAGAAACCUCGCUAAAAUGUACCCUGGAAGCCAAUUGCCUGAGAAACUCGUCUCUAAUCUCAGGAAACAUUACGAUUCUUUGCCUCUCAGUUACAGUCAGGCUGAUUUCGAUAUCAAAGAGGUAUGUGUACACAUAAAACUGAUUGAGCAAACUUGUGGAGAUGACAGUCCUGUGUUUGUGAUUGAAGAGGUGGUGUGUGAUGAGGAGGAAGCUCAGGGUUCUGUGUUGAAGCUCACAUUCGCUUGCACUUGUUUGCUUUCGUGGUCAACCAUUUCAGGAUCUCUUGAUACUGCUUUGAUUUGUUGUAAGAAAGUACAAAUCUUUGAGAAGAAAGGGUUGACUCUCGGAGUUGUUGUUCUUGUGGUUGAGUCCGGACAAGAAAAUAAUUUCAGAACUAAGGUAGAGAAUGCUCUUAAAUCUGCGGUGAGGAAGCCCAAGUCAACCUCUGUGAAGCUUCCUUUUGGUCUCUGCGGCUGUCAAGAACAUAAUGCCGGUGUUGGAGAAUUCGGGGAUCUUGAUGUAGAGUCUAUUGAUCAAUGCUGUAGACAAGAGUUGGAAAAUCCGAAUGCUAGGAUCCAGCUUCAAAUGCCACCCGCAAGAUCUUCGUUUUCUGUAUCAGUGGAUGAAUGGCAGACUAUCCAAUUGGGCGGCGAUGAUAUCAGGAAAUGGCUACUGUAUUCAGAUAAUCUCGAGUUUAGUGAUCAGGUAGGACCAAAUUCCUUUAAAGGAGUUUAUGGAGGAAAAAGGGUGGCCAUUGAGAAACUAAAAGGCUGUGAUAAGGGGAAUUCAUAUGAGUUUGAAAUCCGGAAAGAUUUCUUGGAGCUGAUGACUUGUGGACACAAGAGCAUUCUGCAGUUUUAUGGUGUCUGCAUCGAUGAAAAUCAUGGAUUAUGCAUAGUAACGAAACUGAUGCAAGGUGGAUCACUCCAUGAACUGGUGUUGAAGAAAAAGAAGCUUCAGACCAAGGAGAUAUUUCGAAUUGCUGUUGACAUCGCAGAAGGGAUGAAGUUCAUGAAUGAUCAUGGUGUUGCAUAUAGAGACCUUAACACGCACAGAAUACUAUUAGAUAAGCAAGGCAACGCCUGUUUGGGUGAUAUGGGAAUAGUCACCGCGUGCAAGAGUGUCAGGGAGGCCAUGGAGUACGAAACAGAUGGCUAUCGAUGGCUUGCACCCGAGAUGAUCGCGGGGGACCCGGAGAAGACAAGAGAGACUUGGAUGAGCAAUGCGUAUAGCUUUGGGAUGGUGCUUUGGGAGAUGGUGACAGGGGAGGAAGCGUAUGGAUCUUGCUCGCCAGUGCAGGCAGCGGUUGGGAUUGCAGCAUGCGGGUUAAGACCAGAGAUCCCAAAAGAUUGCCCACAAGUCCUCAGAUAUCUUAUGACCAAAUGCUGGAACAGUUGCCCCUCCACACGCCCUGACUUCUCUCAUAUCCUCUGCAUCUUGCUCCGUGCCAUCUCACGGUAA
This is a messenger RNA of Arabis nemorensis, 1755 nucleotides long. The record is from the annotation of a GenBank genome assembly. NCBI's taxonomy places the organism in Eukaryota, Viridiplantae, Streptophyta, Magnoliopsida, Brassicales, Brassicaceae.